Rhizopus microsporus ATCC 52813 is the source of this 1092-nucleotide messenger RNA. RefSeq lists its product as uncharacterized. The transcript has 4 exons. Gene Ontology annotation, molecular function: oxidoreductase activity. The record is from RefSeq and is a predicted model, not a curated record. Bases 1 to 1092 code for a protein of 363 amino acids. Lineage: Eukaryota; Fungi; Mucoromycota; Mucoromycetes; Mucorales; Rhizopodaceae.
AUGGACCUACUAAAUCUUGCUACGGAAAGCUUUCAGUCAAUGGCCGUUUCCUCUGCACUUUUCUUAUUCACAGGAUACUUGGUCUAUGUUCGCUACCGUCGUUACGAAUACCUUAACAGCAUGAUCAAAAAAUACCCAGACCCUAAAGUUGUGUUGGAAAACCAUGACAUUGCUAUGGAGAUUUACAGUCAUAUAUUCAGAAAAGAGUUUCCACUUUUUGCAAGAUCUUCUUUAGAAUUUGCAUUAUUUAAGCCAUUUGCUACGCCUUCUGUAAGCAAGUUGCUGGUUUCAACAAGGGAAUUCUUGGACAGAUGUCCUCGUCGAGCUGAAGAUACAGAACUCAUUUUGUCUGAAAUUAUUGAUCCUUAUCCUCGUAUUGAAAAUCAACGUCUAGUUACUCCACAUAUAAGUGAAAAGGAAAUUAUGAAGCAGUACGAGCGCCGUGAAGCAUCCAUCAGAAGAUUAAAUGAACUGCAUGGAAAAUAUCCUAUUUCAAACGAAGAUUAUUUGUAUACACUUGUCUUAUUUGUUGCUGAACCUCUUCGAUGGAUUAAUAAAUGGGAAUGGAGAAAGCUUGAUAUCCGUGAAGUUAAUGCUAUAUUCAAAGUAUGGCAUGAGAUUGGGACUAAAAUGAACAUCAAGGAUAUCCCAGACACUCUGGAGGAGUGGUAUGUUAUACAAAAAGAAUAUGUUGAAUCUUCGGUUAAAUAUCAUCCUGCCAAUUGGAUCUGCGCUGAUCCAACUAUUAAGCAUCUCGGAAAGAAGUUGCCUGGUUUCAUGCUGCCUGUUGUUUACAAAAUGUUGCCUUGUUUGCUUGAAAAGUCAGAAUGUGAUGCAUUUGGUAUCAGUACUGCUUCUCUACCCAUGCGUAUCAUAUUCAAUACUCUUAUCUGUCUUCGUGCUUGGUUUGUUCGAUAUCUAUGUCUUCCAAGAAAGGUAUUUGACUUAAGGACACCCUUCUAUGCAAAUGAGCAAGGAAAGUAUGUUCCACAUUAUUUUGUAUACGACCCUCCAAUUUACAAAGAUGGAUACCGAAUCGAAGAGCUGGGACCUGAAAAGUUUAUGCCUAAAUGCCCUGUAUUCCAUGGUUAA